AUGCACAUAGAGAGCUACUACGAAGCAGCUAGGCCUAAUUAUGAUACAAGGUCCAAUAGUAUUUCCUAUGCACAAUCUCAAAUGGGUCCUAACAAUAAGGACUUGAAAUUGAAGAAAAGGAAAAACAUUUAUUCAAGAUCUUCAAUUUCCAAGUCUUGGAGCUUUGCUGAUGAUUCUGAAUUUCAAAGGAAGAAAAGGGUUGCUAGCUACAAAAUGUAUUCUGUCGAAGGAAAGGUGAAAGGUUCCUUGAAGAAGAGCUUCAAGUGGCUGAAGGAUAGGUACUUGUAUGUGGUUUAUGGCUUGUAG
This is a messenger RNA of Cicer arietinum (chickpea), 306 nucleotides long. RefSeq lists its product as uncharacterized. Lineage: Eukaryota; Viridiplantae; Streptophyta; Magnoliopsida; Fabales; Fabaceae. The record is from RefSeq and is a predicted model, not a curated record.